Molecule: messenger RNA, 1780 nt
Organism: Drosophila virilis
Lineage: Eukaryota; Metazoa; Arthropoda; Insecta; Diptera; Drosophilidae
Source: RefSeq, a predicted model, not a curated record
UAACCUAAUUGUGAUUCGGGGUGACCCUUAAAGAAAAGGUAUUUAUAUGUGCUAGUGUUGAGACUUGGAACUAAUUAAGGCUUCCACAGUUUCCGUGCCUGCUCAGUUGACUAGAUUUAGACGUACUAGUCGGCACUACCAGAGGGGGAGAUCGGACCAGACAAGGGCAACACCAAGAGCACGUGUCGCACUUAGCAACCCAGCAGAACCAAUUUUGUUGCUAUUUUACUUAUCAGCCGCUGUCUUGCGAAGAACAACAUCUGGCAUAGCCUCGGAAAACGGCGUCAAGCGGGUGAAACGCUUACUAUUUAUGCAGCACCAUCGGGACCGCAUGCACUAAGCAUAUAGUGUAACCUGCAGAGAGUAACAAAGGAGCCGACAACAGCGAUCAUAAUCGUCGUAUACAUUGGGCCCAACGUCUGCUUCGAAGGAUAUCGCAACUUUUGCUAUCCGAAUUGGACUGUAGACAAUGUCCUACACACACCCAUUUGCACAUCCCAAGAACUGAGAGCUAGACAGAGCGGGACAUGCAGGAGGCUUCUGCAUUGGCAUUGAGGCCAACAACAAGGACAAUCCGAGAGGUCGCUUGACUUGGCCCGAAGUCGCGCCAGGCGAGAGCACCGCAGGGCUCGUCUCUGCCACAGCAGAACGUUGCCAACAAAGUGUGAAAAUGUCAAGUCGUAAAGUGUUCAUGGGGCACAUUGGAGCCGGCAUGGGUUCGGAAUGGGACUCGAGCUCGGAUGGCCGGCAAAAAUGCAGUUACAACGAUAUGGAGCUGCUUUCCAGGGAGUUACAUCUUACGGUUGCAUCUUGUUGGCAUUGUGAAAACAAUCGAAACAUCUAACUGAGUUUGAUUACAAGCUGCGUCAAGUUACCUCAGUAAGGCAAUGUUGUUGUGCUUUCAACUUGAUAUAAGCUCUGGAAUAAAAAUCUUUAAGAAUGUCGUGCAUUUGCCAGUACAUAAUUAGUUCUUCAUCCUCGACAAAUGGCGGUGGCGAACCCAUUGCAUUUCCACUGUCCAACGCGAAUGACAAUUCAGCGGCUGCAAUAGGCCAAGAAGGACCCUGCGAUGCCUCCAUGGAGCCUGUCUCAGACGAUACCAAGAUAGCUGUCUGCGUCUCGGAGCUAGCCGAUUUUCGCUCCGAGAACUGGCUGCUCAAGAAGAAGCUGGAGGAACAUGAGGUGACCAUUCAGAAUCUGGAGCAUUUGAUGACUACCAUUAUGAAUAAGCAGCAUAAGAUGUUAGCUGAAGUGUUGCAGCUCCGCAAACGCAAUCAGGAACUCCAAAAUGAGUGCAAUCUACAGCGCGAAUAUCACGCGAUGGAGCGCAAUGCGCUGAUCAAGGAAAUCUACGAUCUCAAGAACAGAGAUCAAAUGUGUGCACUGAGUGCUGAGGAGGAUGAGUCUAAUAGCUCAAUGAAUAGUCAGGAUGAGUAUGGCGAGCAAAUCGAAACAGACAGCGAUGAGGCGAAGUUAUGCUACGAACAUGACAGCGAUGGGAUGGAGAAUGAGGAGGAUGGGGAUGAUGGGGAGGAUGAGCACUCUGCAGGCUCAUCGGCUGAGUCCUCGGCUCCAUCCUCACACAAUGGUUCAAUGUACUCGGCCGAUUCGGAUACUUACGAAACCGAUGAGAGCGAGGAUGAAGAACAGGAAUCUCAGCAUGAGCAGGGGGAGUACAGCACUGGUACUGAUUCUGAAUCCGACUAAUUAAAUUGCAUUUUGUUUUAGUUGAACCAUGUUAGCAUGUCUGGUUGGAUUAUAUUAUUUACUCGAGAACAUA